UCAGCCUUCGGCCCACAACAGCAACACAACUACUCUACUCCUUUUCACCACUUUACAAGUGCCUCAAGGAGUGGGGGACUGGAGGACCCCCUCGGGAAAAUCAUUAAAUUACAAAAUUAGUAAAAAUCCAACAAACGACAAGGCAAGCCCUCAAGUCCCGACAUGUGGGUAACUGAGGGACUGCCUUCGGCAGGGGCAUAAAAGCAACAACUCCUCACCAACUUCAGAGAUCACGACGGGACAACAUCAAAGGGCAAGCACAAAUUACUCCUUUUCCCUCAAGUACCUUUCGGCAAAAGGAGUGAGGGACUCCUGAUGGAGUAUAUGGCCCGGGAACCCCCGGCCCACAGACUCCUACUACUCCUUUAGAGGCCCAACAGGCCCAAAUCACAGCGCCCAGAGUACCAAGCAGCCCACACUACGCGCCAGGGGUGCCUUCGGCCCCCUGGCCGAAGGCUCUAAACUCUCGCAGAACGGGUUUCUCAAGAAAAUUAAGAAAUUGGGAGAAAAACGGCGAAAACAGUAGCCCUCGGCACUGUGAGCCCUCGGGACCAGGGUGCCAUCGGUUGGAGGAGCCCUCGGCUACUGCUCUAUAGCCGAAGGCAUCUCACUCGACAAGAUAUCCGCCUCACAUGCGUACAGAUCACCGUACCCCGCACAGACGUCCCAUCCAACAGCCGCAUUAAAUGCGGCCACAUGCGGCUGCCAGCGCCAACCAGUUGAGGUGACCCCUCGGCCAAUGAGCGCUUGACACGUGUCCCUGCCCGGCAUUUAUUGCUACUAUAAAUAGCACCCCAUUUCCCCAUUUGUAACCACGCUGAAAACGCUCCACAUUUAUAAUACACUCUCUCUCUCUACAUUUACUUGCUCUGACUUCUCUCUAAGUUAUUCCCCGCAAUACCCUUCGGAUAUAUACCCCCGGGUAGACUAUCCAUCAAGUUAUUAACUAUAAAACAACAUGAAGGAAAGUCACGAAGGAAAGAUAAUAGAAUAAGAAGAUUACAGUAAAAUGCUUUUUAAUGCUUCUCUUAUUUCUAUAUUUUUGUGAAUCAGAGCAUGGAAGACAAUGAUGAUUUCACUACACCUCCUCUAUCUUCAACACCAUUCCUGCGGUCAUCCAUGAAAGUCUCAUCCACCCAUAAACCUAAGCAUAUGUACAAGAGGCUGGUGAAAAAGUCCAUAGUCUAUAAGCCCAUAAAAAACAGGAAAGUAAACACAUAUUCUAGGUUGUUUGACUCAGUCUCUUUAGUAAAGCAGAAGUUAGAACCUCAUCCAAUGCAACUGUUUAGGAAAACCGUCUUUGACCCGUUCCUAGAUGCUAGGAAAAUGUGUUGCAGUGGUCUACUCAUACAUUAUCUGUUAGGGAAUUUGGUAGAGGUUGAGAAUGUUGCCAAUCCUUUUCGUUUGUACUUUGAGAUUCAGCAUAGGGUUGUUCAUUUCUCUGUGUUAGAUUUCACCACUAUUCUUGGGUUGAAUUACCAUGAUACUGUCCCCACUGUCGAACAAGAAUCUUCCUACCGAGGUGCGUUCUGGCUCAAAUAUUUCCCCACCAAUUAUAGAGUCACACGUAGUGAUAUUAAGUCACUAUGCCAAUCUUUGGUCAAGGGUACGGAGACUGAUGAAGAUAUAAUUAGACUUUCACUAAUAUAUGUCCUAUCUCAUUCAUUCCUCUCUGCUCACCCAAAAAUUGCACUAAACAGUUCAUAUCUAAACCUAAUCGAUGAUAUAGAUGCUUUUAAUAGUUAUCUGUGGGGUAGGGUCAUUUGGAGUGAUAUGGUUUCUUGCUUUAAAAAUGGUGCUAAUUGUCUGAAGUUAAAUGAAGCACAUUAUAAUGUGUAUGGUUGUGUUGUGGCUCUCCAAGUAUGGGCUUUUGAGAGUUUUCCAGGUCUAAGAGAAGUUGGCUUGGCUCUGUUAGUUGAUCGAGUUGCGUUUCCAAGGGUUUUAAGAUGGACGUCUGCCAAGAAAAACCAAACACCUUGAACUGCUUCAUCUUCAGCAACCCAAAUUUUGUGUUCCAGCCUAUUACCCCCUCCACCAUAGAACUGAAUCACGACAAUGUUCAUCGAGCUGGAAUUCUUGUGGAUGCAAACCCGCCCGUCACUCCCAUACCUACAUCAAAACUAACCCCAUGCUCAACCUCUGAGAAAACCAAAGCAAGAAGAAGUCAAAGGUAUCCGUGGGGGCUAAGAAACAAUCAACAAGGACACAGAACUGCAGGGGGGAAGAACGAUGUGUUGAUAUGGCAGAUCAUUUUCCAUGCUCUGAGUUUGUAGCCAAGAUUGCUUUAUUCAAUGACGAAUUGAAUUCAUUACGUCCUAUAAUAUCUGAAUUAGAGGCCAAGGUGAAGGAUCAAGGUGAAGUCAUCCUCAUGCUUAAACAGAGGCUUCACGAUAACUCUUCCAAACAAUUUACUUCUCCAAUGCGUACUAGUUCAGUUCCACAGCAACAACCGGACGGGUCUUCUGGUCAUCAUGAAAAUGGUGGUCAUACUCUUGCAAGUCACGACAAUAUAGGCUGUCAAAAAGACAAUCACAUCCAGCAUGGUGUUGAUAAUGUUUCUCUUGCUACGAAUGAUCCAAACAAUGCUCCUGAGGAAGAAUUAGACGUUUCCUACACUCAAAUUAUUAACGUUGCAUUUGACCUGUAUGAUUUGAAGGAUACCAAUCUCUCAACUUCUAAGGACAGUAAUAAUGAUGCGUCCCGACCACAUACCAGCAACUCGUUUCUCAAUCAGGAUGGUAAAAAUAAUCAGCCCCCCAAGGUCCCACUCCACCCACCCAAACCUAUUGUCUUUAAACAGCCUGUGUUUUCUGUACCUGAAGAGCGUCCCAAAAGGAGACUUCGUUCACCAAUCACUAGCCCGUUACACCCCAGGUUCAAAUGCACUCCAAAAGUGCAAGAAGCAACGCCCUUCGCAUAAACUUUGCCCAUUUGCUCUAGACCCUUUAGUUGAGUUGAAACCUCCAUCUUAGCGGCUCAGGUUUACACAGUUCAUCAUACAAGAAGUAGUAAGAGGGCAUAGAUCUACAUCUGUACCCAAGAAGUAUUUAUCAGAAGAAGAUAAAUCCAUUCAUUUGGUUUUUUUUAUGAUGUGGUCAUAGAUAGCAAGUCAUGGAUCUAUCGUCUACAUGAGCCUGCACAGUGGCUAGACGCCAUGGCAGCUACUUAUCCAUACCCUGAAAAAAUCUCCACUUGUUUCACAUACAUCCCUGAUUAUUUGAACAAGAUGGAUGUAUGAUAAAUACAAGGCAGGUGCUAUUCAUCCUGAAGACUCGCCCUCUGAUGGUUAUUUAGUUGAAGAAAUAGCAGGUGCAGAGGAACUGUACAUGCCACCAUUCUGGGAGUGUGAUCGUGUCUACAUUCCUCUGAAUCUUUUCGAAACGCACUGGUGUUUGGUUGUGUUGGAUAUUCACAAGCACUGUUUAUUUAUGUAUGACUCAAACAUACGUCGUGCUACUAAGAAAGCCAAGACAGUGGAGUACAUGCGUGGCCUAAUUCAUUACCUUCCCAAAGUUGUAGCAACACUCAAGGCACAUCAGCAGAAUGCAUCAUUCAAUGAUGCUCCAUCAUACAAAUUGGAAGUCUUUGAAGAUGUACCGCAACAAGAUAAUGGGGGAGAUUGUGCUAUCUUUAUGCUUAAGUUUGCGGAGCUUCUACAGAUGGGAAUUAAUAUCAAGAAGCUUUGUCCAUCGAAGAUUCUAGAGUAUCGGGCAAAGUGGGCUCACGACCUCUAUCAAUAUGGGGACCAAAAUGAAAACAAAGUGUAGCUCCUGAAGAUGCACAACAUAAUUUACUUUAGCAAAUGUCCCUCUGUCUUGUAUUAUUUAUUUUUGAAUCAUACCGCACUGUUUCCUGUUACUUUUGUUGCACUAUUGUGCACGGUUCAGCUUGGAUAUUUUUUUGUAUACUCUUUCAUUUCAUUGGAAAUGACAGCAACUUUUAAUAUGUUUUGC
Cuscuta europaea is the source of this 3953-nucleotide messenger RNA. The record is from the annotation of a GenBank genome assembly. Lineage: Eukaryota; Viridiplantae; Streptophyta; Magnoliopsida; Solanales; Convolvulaceae.